Messenger RNA from Drosophila ficusphila, 1349 nucleotides. It is a transcript of the gene Mur82C, whose product is annotated as cuticle collagen 10. The transcript has 2 exons. Lineage: Eukaryota; Metazoa; Arthropoda; Insecta; Diptera; Drosophilidae. Bases 18 to 1028 code for a protein of 336 amino acids. The record is from RefSeq and is a predicted model, not a curated record.
UAGGGAAAGGUUCAACCAUGAGGCUUUGUGCUGUUCUGUUCUAUGGUCUUUCGGAAGGGACGCUUCUUCUAACUGUUAUGGGUUUUCUAACGGUCCAACAAACGAGGCUAAAGUUCCGAUUCUUUCACGAAGUGGCUGUUAAUUCCCACAACUUAACCGUGGAUCCGGUAUCGGUUUCCCAGUUGGCGGAGGCAAAGAAUAGGAUGAUUGCGUUGGAGAAAAGUGCCUCUAAGAUGACCGAAGAUCAAGUUCAGAACCAUCUUUUGGAGAUUUGCGACUCUAUCAAAAGAGAUCCCUGUAAGAUCUGGCAGCCAGACGUUUGUCCGUCGUGGCGACCAGGUUGUUACGGCCGGCCACGGCAAGACACGUGUCCACCUUGGAUCUCCUCGUGCCUGAUUCCUACUCCGCCAGUGCAGUGCUGGCUCCAUCCUGGCGAGUAUUGUCCUCAGCCCCUGGGGGCCUAUUGCCGUUUAGGUGGUUGGUGUAAACCUGGUGAAAAAUGCCCCGGGGUAUUGACAACUCCAACUACAACUAUACCAACAACAACUACAACUACAAAAACAAAAACUACUCCAACUACAACAACAACUACUACUCCAACUACAACAACAACUACUCCAACACCAACUACAACAAAAACAUUGCCUUCAGAGUUUACUACUUCAGAACCAGGCGAAUGUGGAAGGCCUGGAGGUCCAGGUGGUCCCAAUGGUCCAGGUGGCCCGAAUGGCCCUGGAGGCCCUAUGGGACCAGGAGGUCCUGGAGGUCCCGGGGGUCCUAUGGGACCAGGAGGACCUGGUGGACCGGGAGGACCUAAUGGACCGGGAGGACCAGGAAUGCCUUGGGGUCCUGGAGGACCGGGGGGACCUGGUGGCCCAAACGGGCCUGGAGGACCGGGCGGACCCGGAGGACCUGGCGGCCCAGGAGGCCCCGGAGGACCUUGUGGACCGGGAUGUGAGAAGGCAAAAAAGAAACCUAAGCUCAAAUGUUGUCCGCCGGGUCAUAAAAAAAAGGAAAUCACCAUAUAGAGAUACAUCCGAAUACCCCUCACUUACCAAUUGGUCCGCCUGGACUUAAUCAUCGAACUAAGUUGACGGGAGGUCCUACUCAACACGAGGAAUCCUUAACUACUAAGCAAAUACUUCCCUGCAAGCCUUUUCUAUCGCGGAAGACACUUCUGAGUGACUUCUGGAAGAUAAAACUAUCUUCCGCGACUAUCGCUUUCGGAUCGCGGAAGUGACGUCCGUCGGGAAGAACUGUGACACUUCUGCGUCACCCCCCAGAAGAGACUUCCGCGAAACUUCCAGAAGUGACUUCUGCGUCACCCCCCAGAAGAGACUUCUGCGACA